CUGUGAUCUCUGCUGACGAGCUCACUCUCUGACUCGCGAAAAACAGUGGAGCUCUCUUUCUUUCUGCUCUGCUGUGACUUUGCUCCUUCAUUUGGAAAUGAAUUUAUCGGGAUAAAACUACUUUUCUUGAGGAAAACAAGGGAAUCUACUCGGUUCAGCCAUGGAGACUCUACACGCCUUCAUUUCGCUUCAGAUUAUCCUCAGUUUCGCACACCGAGGUUUGGGAUUAAUGUCUGAUUAUAAAACGUGUGGAGACCCAGCAUGUGAACGCAUGAUGAGUCGCGUGCAGGCCCUGAGGGACCACCACGCUCAGGACUGCAGGUUCCUAAGCUUUAAAAAAGGAGACAUGAUCGUUGUUUACUACAAACUUUCAGGCAAAAGAAGUGACCUUUGGGCCGGGAGUAUAGACAAGCAGUCUGGAUUAUUCCCCAAAGACGCUGUCAGGAUUGAUGAGGUUUUUGUUGAUGAGGAAAAAGAAAUAAAGAUGCCCACUCAGAAAUAUGACUUCUACUGCAUGGAUGAAUUUGGCUCAGUAAUUGAGAGUGAUUCCAAUGAAAUCGAGGAUCAAGACGAUCAACAUGAUCAGCACGAUCAAGACGAUCAGCAUGAUCAGCACAAUCAAGAAGAUCAAGACGAUCAAACUGCAGAGUCUGAAGAAUUAGGUAACAGUGAUUUUGAUGAUCCACUCUCAAAAUCCGCUGAAACAAAUGACAUUAUCAAAACUGAGGAGGCCGGCCAGAGUGCCACUCAAGAGUCCUCUAAACAGGAUCCGGAGAAAUCCGAAAAAAGUGGGUCCUCCUGGAUUGGCUCUGCUGUGAAUGGCUGGUUUGGUGGUGGUGAAGAAGUAAGGCAUGAUGAACCCCCAGAAGAAGGCAGUGAUCAGGUGUCCUUCAAGGGCAGAAAACUAGCCUUGGACAUUGAUGAAAACCAACUGCAAGUGGAAAAACAAGCUAAAACGUUUGGGUGGAUUGGAGAUGAGCUGACCAAUGUUUUCGGAUUUGGGCAGAAAGCUUUGAAAGAUACUACCGAGGAUUCACCUGAGGACGUAAUGCAAAAUGACGAGAACUCUCCCAGUACACAGUCCAGUUGGCUGGAAAUGGGAAUAAAAGAUGUUUUGAGUUUUGCAAGUGGAGACAACCUGGUAAAAUCUGAAGCUGAAGACAAAAAUGAAGGUUCAAUUCCCAAAGAUGAGAAGAAUUUUGAACCUACCCAACCUUUGGACAGCACUGAGGCCUCACAAGGUGACAACAAUGAGCCAAAUCAAGGUGAAAGACAAGAGGCCACGAGUUUUAUAGAGGAAGAUGUGGAUCCUUCAGCUGACAAGAACACCGAAAGUGAGAAAAUACGUGGAAAAGAGGAUUCAGGAUGGUAUGGCAGCGUCUAUAACCAAUUUACCAGCUUUUAUGGAGACGCUAAAGACAAAAUUGACAUUAGUAAUGAUGGUGGAGGAGACGGUUUGUCAGAGGCAGAUGUCCAACAACCAAUUCAAAGCAUAGAAGAUAUAGAAGAUGAGGGAAGCCAAGGUACAGAUGCAGGGCAGUCUUUAUUUUCUGUCGAUCGCCUUUCAACAGUGUUUGAUGGUCUAAAAUCACGAUUUCAGUCACACACGGCUGAAAAAGAAGUGCAAAGUGAGGAAGAAAGGCCUCCAGAACAGACAGAUGCAGGUAAGGCAGCCUUUGAUGAUCGGCAGAGUGAUAAAGAUGAAGAAAGCACUGGUGAUGAUGAGAUUAACCCUAACUCAGCAGAUUUGAUUAGUGAAAUGCAGCCGUUAUCUGAUGAAGAGCUCACUACGGGAGUUAGCUUUUUCUCUGAUGAUGUAAGAGAGUCAGAAGACGUUUCGCAAGAGAUUAACAUACAGAGUGAUGAUGCACACGAAAGCAAAGAAGCAGAAAUUCCUGAAGCAAAGCCGGUUGAUGACAUUGUCCAGACUAAAAUGAAUGCUGACAGUUCAGAGACGGAGCAAAGCCAGGCAGAUGGAGAAAAUAAGGAAGAUACAGAUAUUUUUGGUGAAAAAGUGACUCUCUUGUCUGAAUUUGGUGACUCUGUUGCUUCAAAACUGUCAGAAAACCUGACAGAAAAGAGAUUCCCCAGUGAGGAACCAGCAGAUAUAGAUGUACUAGAAUUAGAUGCUGAAUUAGACCCAAGUGUAGACCAUGAUCAACCAAGUCUCUCCACUGAUCAAAGUGAGGACAUCCAAUCAGUGCUUAAUAGUGAUGAGACUGAAGCUUUAACUGGGGAUUCAGAACUAAAAGAGCUGGUAGAAAGUGGCCAUUUGGGUGAUAUUUUAUAUGGAGCAGACCAAAGCAGUUUAAACAUUGACAGCGAGACCAAGACAGUUAAUAUGGACACAUUUGAGGCAGCACAGUUGGAAAAUUUGACGUCAGGCGGAGACAAGGUAGAAGAUUCCACAACACCUGAAACAUCAGAAAGACAUGAGCACGAUGUAAAUGCUAGGGACAGUAAUAAAGAUGAUGAUGAUCCAAAAACAGAUGGAUUUAGCAGCUAUCUUGAGUAUUUCAGCGCCCAAGAAGACACAAAAUCUGAGACAGCAUCAGCUAACACUGAAGAGAUAGCCCAGGAACGUUUGGAUGUCAAUAAAGAUGAAGAAAUCCUGCUUGAUCCCAAAACAAUUGAAUCCAGCAGCUAUCCUGAAACACACUUAGGUUCAGAUGGUCAGAAAGGAGAUGAAUCCAUUCUGGGGUCAAAAACAGAGCAGACAGAGUUAGCUGCAGAUAAAGAAAGUGUAGACAUCAUUCGGGAAAAGCAGGAGAGUUUAGGCAUCCCUCUCAGUUCAGUUGAAACCAAAGAGGAAUGGAAGCAUGAGAAUGAUCCUGAUGACUCCAAACAGGAAUACGCCACGCAUGAGAAACUAGCAGAUGCUAUGCCUUGCCAGACUGAAAGCCAGCCAAAAGAAACCCAAGAGAAAAUCCCAUCAAAAUACAGCCCAGCCAGUGAACACCCCUGUGAUUUUAGCCAUGCUAAUGGAGAACAUAGUGAUCAGGUUAGCUUAGCAAAGGAUGCUACUGACCAUACAGCCCUUGACAUCAGCUUAGAUAGCACUGAAGAUAUUCCAACAUCUGAAGAAAGUGGUAUUCCCACAGAAAAUGAAAAUCAGAGGGAAUUAGAACACGAAAAAACAGUUCAAAACGCUAGCAAGGACGCUAACACACUUGACGGAGAGCAUAGCUAUAAAGCUAGCUUAGCCAAGGAUGCUUAUACAGAUCAUAACAUCAGCCUAGACAGCACUGAGGACAUUCCAACAUCUAAAGAAAGUGGUUUUCUCUCAGAAAAUGAAAAUCAGUUGGAAUUUGGAGAUAAAGAACCAAUCCAGAAUGCUAGCAAGGGUGCUAACACUCUUGAUGGAGAACAAGGCGAUCAUGUUAGCUUAGCGAAGGAUGCUAAUACAGAGCAUUCUACCCUUGAUGUUAAUAGUCCAGACAUUAUUGAAGACAUUACAUCUCAAGAAAGUGAGUUUCUCUCAGAAAAUGAAAAUCAGAUGGAAUUCGGACAUGAAGAACCACUUCAGAGUGCUAGCAAGGGUGCUAACACACUUGAUGGAGAUCAUAUUAGCUUAGCCAAGGGUGGCACUGAUCGUGCUGCGCUUGACAUUAGCCAGGACAGCACUGAAGACCUCACCACAUCUGAGGAAAGUGUAUUUCUCUCAGAAAAUGAAUUUGAGCUUCAUAGUGAGGAUGAUAACACACAUGAACAUGAUGAUGGUGUUGAAGCAAAAGUGGAGACUAGAAGCUCAGAUAUAACUGAAGAAGAAGUGAAUGAUGAAAGCAUAAUAGAUGAUCCAAUAGGGAAUAACAAAGAGUCGGAUGCUGUGGAGAAAAACCUUCUAAGUGUCUCUCAAAGACAAGAAGAAGUGACAGAAACUGUGGAAAAAGAGGACCAAACAUCUAACAGCAUAGAUACCCAAAUCAGUGAUGCACAUAUAUCAGCAGAGAGGCCUCAAAUACCCACAAGUAAAGAAUAUCCCAACCUACAAGCUCAUCUCAGUGAGGAGAAUAUUAAGGACCUUUUGGAGGUUUUUGGUGAACACAGGUUAUCAUGGCUGGACAAAAACCUUGGGCAACUGGAAAAGGUUGGCCCAGGUCAAAGGGAAGAUAAUGAAGAUCUUUCUAGGCUUAGUGACUUUGAACAAACGCUGGAAAAUCGCAUGAAAACAGGAACCAGAAAUGACGAAGAUGAUGCAAGUCUGCUUGUUGAGACCUAUGCUAAAGUAGACGCCCUUUUAUCCACUCUAAGAGAGAAGUUUAUGCCUGUGAUAGCAGAUGGCAGUGUAGAUAAAGGCCCAGAUCCCAGUCCAAAGGAGUGUGGCGAUGAAGGUUGUGUCACUUCGAAUGAAGAAACUCCAAACUAUGAUGAAGACACUGGAAAUGAUCCGAAAGUUGAAGACAGCUCAAGUACGGGCACGUCGGAAGGCCUGAUCAAUAACGCCUUCUCUGAUGAACAAGGCCUUUCAGAAGAUGUAGCUGAUGAGAAUCCCGUACCAGAGGACGCCCAGGCGCAGGACGGAGAUGCAGCAACAUCAGACUGGAUGACAACGAGCAAGAAAACUGAAUCUCAUCCUGAUGAGAAUCGUAGCACUGAGGAGUUUGUGGAGCCUGAAGAAACUAAGAAUGGAGGAGAUCUAUAUCAGUACGCAGCUUUUGUUGGUCAAGUCACAUCCGACACCUUUGCGUAUGUCAUAAAGGAGAGUGCACACCUGAUGGACGUCAUUUAUGAGGUUUUAACGAUGGCAGAGGAGUUUAAGAGCGAGUCUGCUGUCACGGAGGCGAACGAUAUUGGAGGAACGGCGAGGAUUUACUACAGUCUGGCGUUGGAGAAGAUUAGAGAUGUCGUGUCAUCACUUCCUGAUGAUAUUAGGCCAGGUCCUGACCUUUACGGCCUGCCAUGGGAGGUCGUCCUGUUCACCGCAUCGAUAGGAUUAUUCAUUGUACUUCUCUUCAGCUGCAGGUUCAUCCACUCGAUUAAAAGCAGACUAUAUGCAAGCAAAGAGAGGAGAAUGGGACAGAAAGUGGCGGAGCUUCUGGAGGAGAAGUGUAAAGUGCUGGAGACACUGAGCGAGUGCAAACACAAGUUUGAGAAGCUGGAAACCGCAUUACAAAAUGGAGGAGUUUCAGCUCAAGAAGCAGAGAGAGAAAAUUUAGAGGUAAUGUCUAAGAAGCUUGAGCAGUCGAACGCAGAGAUGAAAAGCGACAUAGAGAGGCUGCAGGAGGAGCUGGAGAACCAGAGCAAACUCAGAAAACAACAAGAAGAGCAGCUUGCAGAACUGGAAGAGACUUUAAAAAGCCUAGAAGAUGAAGCUAAAGAACACAAGUCACAGUUAGAGCAGGAUAAGACGACACUGAAAAUCCAUGAGAUGAACAGUGAGAGGCUGCAGAAGAAACUGCAGGCGGCCAAAGAGGAGAACACGAUGCUGCUGGAGAGCAAAGCUCAGCUGGUGCAGGAGGCGGAGGGCUGGGGCGAGCGGCUGAGUGAGUUAGAGGAGGAGAUGAGGAUGUGUGAGAGAUCACACGCCGGCAUGGUGGAGGACUGCACGAACAAAGAUGAGCGCAUCAAGUCAUUAACAGACUGCCUGUUGAAGAUGAAGGACUGGGAUUCGGAGGAAGAAGGCAGUGUGGACAGCAGCAGCGACGCCGCUGGAUCAGAGAAAGGAAGCCCUGCAGAUCUCCGUCAGAAGCAGAAAGUGCAGAAGCUCAUUCACGCAGCUAAGUUGAGUGCAGACCUGAAGGCCAUGGAGGAGGAUAAAGGCAGAGUUGUUGCCAAACUUGCAGAUGAGAUUAAAGCCAAAGAAGAUCUACAAGAUGGUAUUGAGCAGAUGCAGAAGGAGAAAGAGUCUCUGGAGUCAGAGAGCUCCAUGUACUCCAGUGAGAUCCAGAAACUGCAGCAGAAACUGCAGAUCAUGACGGAGAUGUACCAGGAGAACGAACUCAAACUGCACAGGAUGUUAACAGUGGAGGAGCGGGAACGCUCACAGAAAGAGGAGAAGCUCACCAAGGCUGGCAAAAAGAUCAGCCUGGCUGCCGAGGAGCUAAACAAUUACAGACAAAGAGCUAAAGAACUGGAGGAGGAGCUGGAGAGGACCAACCAGGCCUACAAAAACCAGAUUGCUUCACAUGAGAAGAAGGCUCAUGAUAACUGGCUGGCUGCUCGGGCUGCAGACAGAGACCUCGCCGAUGUGAAGAGAGAAAACUCUCUGCUCCGACAGCGACUGACUGACUACCAGUUUAAACUGGAGCUCAUGGAGAAAGAGCCCUAUGCACGAGACGCUCAAGGCAGACCAGUGUUUAGAGGUGAGAGAUCUCCGUAUGGACCCUCUCCGCUUGGACGGCCAUCCUCAGAAACGCGGGCCUUCCUGUCCCCCCCAACGCUGAUGGAAGGACCCCCGCGACUCUCCCCACAGUUUCCCAUAGUGCCAGGCGGCAGAGUGUCCCGUGGUGUUUUGGAGCCCCCUGCUGGUGGUUUAGAGUGUGAGAGGAGCGGGCCUCUCUCAGACAGUGGCUCAGCGUCUCCCAACUGGGAGAGAGAGCGCAGGGGUCCCGGGGCCCCCCCAGGUCCCCCUCCUCCAGACCCAGGCAUGCCUUACAGGAGGCCCCCACCUGGACCCUUUCCCAUGGGCCCCAUGCCCCCACGGCCCCCCCCUCCUGAGUCCUACUUCGGAGAUAAACCUGACUUAACGUUUCUGGGAAACAGCUCAGGACCCGGUGAGAACGAGAGCCGAGACAGUCUGCAUUCAAUGCCCGAUGAAGCGAGACCGCCUCCUGAUGCUGAUAUGAGGAUGGGUCCUCCACACGGCCCCCCAAUGCGUCUGACCCCUCCCAUGGACCCCAGAGACCCCCACUUCCCCCACAGAAUUCCAUACGGACCCCUAGACUACUUCCCCCCUCGGGGACCUGGCGGACCCCCACUGGGCAUGCGAGGACCACCUCCUCCUGGAAUGUUUCCCAGAGUUCCACUGCCUCACCCAAUGGCAUACCCAAUGAUGAGACCUCCACCAGACGGAUUUUUACCCGGACCCCCUCUUAGACCCCCUCUGCCGGACAGCUUUCCACCUGGACCCCCUCUUGGACCCCCUCUUAGACCCCCACCACCAGACAGUUUUCAGCCUGGACCCCCUCCCAGACCCCCACCACAAGGCAGCGAACAGCCGCCGGAACAGCCCCCCUCUCCACACGACGUCAUCUGAACUAGGACUGGGCGAUACGGCAAAAACUUUAAUAUUGCGAUACUUUAAGAUGUCUUCAUGAUAUACGACACAUAUCAGGAUAUUUAAUCUAGCUGAGAUUUAGAAAAUGCUGAAACUAUAACCAGACCUUUAGCAUUGUUCACUGUGUGAGGUGUAAACAGAGUGAUUCAGAGUGGUUUGGUGUGAAAUGGUUCAGAUGUCUGUACAGUGGUGGUGAUAGGAACCAGGGGUCGCCAUGACUACAACACAAAUAUAGACAUUUUAUUUACUAUCCAGAACCACCAGUGAACCUACACGAGUCUUCUGAGUUUAUAUGGAAUGUUAAUGAUGGUAAAAUAGUCAAAUCUACUAGGACUAUUUUUCCAUACAGCGCCCUGCGUGUAUCCCUCCACCAUAAAUGGAGUUUAAAAAUAUAUUUUAAGCCAGAAUUUUUGUCAGGCGUACAUAAUGUAAAUAUAGCUCAUGCAAAAGGUUAAUGGCUAAAACUAUGGAAUGUUGAUGAUGGAAAAUAGUGGAAAAUCUGAAAUAAUACUUUUCUUUGGGAACUAUUUUGCCUCACAGCGCCCUGCAUAUUAUGUAUCCCUCCACCAUGAAUGGAGUUUAUGGCCAAAAUCUUCCCAAAACUAUCGUAAAACAGUGUCUCAGUCAUCAGGCAGUGAAUUCAUAACCAUUUCAUGUAGGAACUUUCUGUGAGGGAGCUUUUAGAGGUGGACGUCUGGUUCCUAUCACCACCACUGUGAACAGUUCUGACUCGGUAAGUUUCUCUAGAACAGAGCGUUUCACACCAAACCACUCUGAACGACUCUGUUUACAUCUUAACCACUUAAUUAUUCAGAAAUGUUGAGAGAUUGGUGGAGUUUCCCUUUAAGCCUUAGAAAGCCUGAGCCAGGUUAUUGCUAUUGGCAUUGAAUGCGGCCCUAUAGGUACAGUAACUCAUUGGUCGUCAGUAUGAGGAACAGUAGAAUUAAUCUUGUUAUUAUGCACUUGUAAUUUGACAGUGUGACAUUACAGGUCCCAGCUGGCUACUUUGUAAUUGGUCUAAAUCUUUGCUUUGAUGAAAUAUGACAUUAACCAGUGUCUAGAAAUACUCUAUGAGGCCUCUGAGGUGAUCAGGAAAGUGAUUUAUCGCAGUAACAGUAACAUUUUGUCAUAUCGCCCAUCCUCAAUCUGAACGCUCUCUCCGUCUCUCUGCCUGCAUAUUGUAUGUGACUUCCUGUUGUUGUACCCGAGGGCCAUUUCCUCUGAAGUGUAACCGUUGCGGUCAUGUGACCGCGUCUCUUUCCCUCAUGUGUCGUCACAUUUCAAUGUUGGUCUGAGGGUGUUAAUAGGGAAGCUAGAGAUGAGGCGUGACGCCGGUUAUGAAAUGAAGAGGAAGAAGCAUAAUAAACACGAAUUUGUGUUCCUGGUACACUUUUUACCAAGAGGGAAGGAAACAGGAUUUAACUUAAGUGGUAUUUAAUAUAAUGCUUUUUUUAAAAAACAUUGAAUAAUUGGAAGAGAAUGGUGAAAUGUAUAUACAGGAAUUGUAUCAAUACUAUAUUGUGAAUAAAGAGAUGUAUAUACACAGGC
Colossoma macropomum (tambaqui) is the source of this 8764-nucleotide messenger RNA. It is a transcript of the gene mia2, whose product is annotated as CTAGE family, member 5. Gene Ontology annotation, molecular function: protein binding. The transcript has 30 exons. Gene Ontology annotation, biological process: protein secretion; endoplasmic reticulum to Golgi vesicle-mediated transport; vesicle cargo loading. Bases 161 to 7195 code for a protein of 2344 amino acids. NCBI's taxonomy places the organism in Eukaryota, Metazoa, Chordata, Actinopteri, Characiformes, Serrasalmidae. The record is from RefSeq and is a predicted model, not a curated record. Gene Ontology annotation, cellular component: endoplasmic reticulum exit site; endoplasmic reticulum membrane.